AACCCCCGAAAAACAUAGUGAUAGUCAACGUGAAGAGAAGAGAGAGGUAAUGACGGCACUUCCUUCAAAAGCAAAGAAGAAGAAGAAGAAGAAGAAGAGGAGACGGGAUAACGAUUCAACGUACCGUGUUGAAUUCUUUUGCUUUUCACCAAAUGAACGUUGAAACCGCGUUAGCUACUUUCGUGGUCUUCUUGAUGUUCUUGAAAGAGUGUUUGGUUACCGAGAAAGCAGUGAAAAUGGAAAGAGGCUAGAAGUUUCCUGCUUUUGAUUCAUUGCCAGUGAGAAUUGUGCUACUUUUAUUUGGUUAUUUCCACAUAAUCUUCGGGUUGUAGAACUCAGUCAAGCAAUUCAGGAGCUGUUCUCCGCUAGUUGAAAAUUUGGCAGGUGAUCAUUGAUAAUCCGUGACCAAUGAACUUGUCUAUUCAUAUUCAACAAAGAGUAAAAUCUUUGGGAUGUAAUACAGUUUUAUUAUGAUUCUCUAAGCGGUUGAAUCCGACUUUACACUGUUUCAGAUACACACAGUAAAAGACAACUUUAGACCAUAAACUUAGUUUCUUUCAAUUACAAGCUUACGUGUCUGUCUUUUCUUUGUGUAUCUAUACACUAGUUAGCAUUACUUGCAGUGCUGAUUGCUUAUUCCUUCUUAUGUGCUUUUUAUGGUAUGUCCUUAUGGUCGUUUGUUUUAUCUUCGCUUUCUUUCUUUUCCAAAGCGAUUUCAUUUCUUUUUAUUCUAUCUACCUGUUCAGAUGGGAGAAAACAAAAGUUUAGUUUCUAGAAUCCAGAGUGGAAACAUUAAAAUCAAAAUUUUGUGAAAACAUAGGCAGUUUGAUAGUCAUAAGCAGCUCCAGAGGAAGUGGGAUGGUUAAUUUUAGAAAUUUGUAAAAAUCAAAGUUGGUGAGUUGUGGUUUCUGUGGGGCUGAUGGUGGUUAGGUACUGAUUUCAGAGGUUGAACGGGGCAUCUGGUGCUUCUUGUGGUGCUGGUUAAGAUAUAGUACUUGUUAGAGCUUAUAAGGAAAAGGUGAGAAUUCGGCAUGAGGGUGGAAAUGUGAAUUUGAAGUAAUUUUGUUUUCGUGGUGAGGUUGAUGGUUGGGAACAAUUUGUUGAUGGUUUUGUUGCAGAAACAUUUGGAUGAUCUUUAGAUCUUGAGUUUCUAUUAAGGAGAUGGUGGCACCAGCAACGUUGUUCUCAUAUUCAAUUUAGCUGCUCUCACCACACCACUUAAGAAAACAAAGUUUUCCCUUGGCCUGGUGCUAUUAGUAUGUUUAGUUAAAGGUUCAGUCUUUUGUUUACUUGCUUCUAAAUACAUGGCGAAUGUUGCUUCUGUCUUUUAUUAACUACAAAACAAACACACAACUUGCAGAUCCGGGAUGCACUUAUCUAUGCUAGUUUACUCAUAUUCUACUUUUAAUUUUUGAAGGGAUGAUUACAAAAAGCCAUUUUUCAUCCCAAUUUGGAGAUAGCCUCUCUAUCCAAUCAUGUUUUCCCGUAAAUAGAUCUACGGCAAAUUCAUCAGUUAAAUCUUUGGAGGGAGACGAUGUAAACACAAAUAUUAUACUCUCUGACGAUGAAAUAAGCCUCAAUGAUGCUGCGUCCCAGGGAAUACCAUAUCAUGCUGAUCACGCAUUUUCUUUUGGUGUUAAUGCUUUCAAUCAAUCUAACUAUUCAUUUCAACAAUUGCAUAGCUCCAAUAUGACCUUUUCUGGACAAGUUCCUUAUUUCCAGCCUCAUCAAGAUAUUCCAAACUCAAUAGAUUUUUCACAAGUUGAUGAAGGAGAUGCUACGCAAGUCCUAAAUUCAUCCGUUUGGAGGUCUGCUUACGCUUUAAACAGUCAAAUCCAACCAGCUAUUAGGCAAUUAAUAAGAGAAACAGAUGAUGCAUCUAACAUUUUUCCACAAGCAGCAAUGCCUCAAUCGGUUGCAGAUACUGUGGAGACAAGGGAGAAGUUCUUUACAGUUUAUGUUCCCUUGUUUCUUGCAUCGCUUAGAGGUGACUGGAAUCUCGCUAGAGAAUUUUUGAAUUUGAAUCCACAAGCAGUGCGUGCUACAAUAACAAGGAAUUCAGAAACUGCCCUGCACAUUGCAGCUGGGGCAAAACAUGUAACCUUUGUUCAGGAACUGGUGGAGCUGAUGGAGCCUAUUGAUCUUGAAAUGAAGAACAAUGAUGGGAAUACAGCUCUAUGUUUUGCAGCAGUAUCUGGAAUCAUGAAGAUUGCAGAGGCAAUGGUCAGAAAGAAUAAUAAAUUGCCUUCUAUUCGCGGCAGUAUGAGAGCAACACCAUUGCUUAUGGCUGCUUUGUUAGGCCACAAAGAUAUGGUCUGGUAUCUUUAUUCUGUGACCAAAGAAGAUGACCUUACAGAUGAAGAUUUGAUUGGGCUUCUUGUUGCCGUCAUCAAUGCUGACCUUUUUGAUAUAGCUUUGGCAAUACUUCAGCAUAAUCCACAAUUAGCUACAGCUCGAGAUGGAAAUGGAGAGACAGCUCUUCAUGUCUUGGCUCGAAAGCCCUUGGCAUUGCAAAGUAAAAGCCUAUUAAGCACUUUCAAGAGGGAGCCCAUUUUGAAGGUCUUGUUCUUGAAUCUCUCCAAUUUUAUAGCCCCAGAUCUCAGGUUCUCAAAGUUAAUGCAAAACGAAGCACUUGAACUGGUGGAGCAACUGUGGAAGCAUGUUUUGUUGCUGGAUGACUCAAAAAUAGGAGAACUAAUUAGGAAGCCUUCACGAUUGCUGUUCACUGCAGCAGAAUUGGGGAAUUUUGAGUUCAUAUUUGUGCUGAUCCAAAUGUAUCCUAGUCUGAUCUGGAAAGCUGAUAAUCAUAGCCGAAGCAUUUUUCACAUUGCAGUGUUGCAUCGUCAAGAGAAAAUUUUUAAUCUCAUACAUGAGAUUGGUGCACACAAAGACUUGAUAGUUGCAUACAAAGAUGAAUACAAUAAUAAUAUUCUACAUUUGGCUGGAAAAUUAGCUCCUCCAGAUCGACUCAAAAUUGACUCUGGUGCUGCUCUGCAACUUCGGCGAGAAUUACACUGGUUCAAGGAAGUAGAAAAGCUUGUCCAGCCUUCAUAUCGAGAUAUGAGAAAUUCAGAAGGGAAAACUCCCCAUAUCUUGUUCACGGAGCAGCACAGAGCACUUGUCCGAGAAGGGGAAAAAUGGAUGAAAGAUACCGCUUCUUCAUGUAUGGUUGUUGCCACUCUCAUUGCCACAGUAGUGUUUGCUGCUGCCUUCACUGUUCCUGGCGGUAAUAAUAAUGAUACAGGGAGGCCUAUAUUUCUUCACCACAGGUCAUUUAUGGUCUUCUCUGUAUCAAAUGCAUUAGCUCUAUUUUCUUCUGCAUCCUCCAUAUUGAUGUUCUUGUCCAUCAUCACCUCACGAUAUGCUGAAGAAGACUUUCUUCAUUCAUUGCCAAACCGGCUUAUCAUAGGGCUUGCGACCCUUUUCAUAUCUAUAGUCAACAUGAUGGUAGCCUUUGCAGCCAGUCUGUUCAUUGUUCUUGGGCAUGAUUUUGUUUGGCUUACUAUUCCCAUUGCCACAGUUGCUUGUGUCCCUGUCACCUUGUUUGGACUUUUGCAGUUCCCACUCUUUGCAGAUAUGAUCAGCCAUCUAGUUCCUGUGAAGGAAACUCCAUAUUUGCUGAUAUCAAGCAGGUCCUCCACCCAACCCUGCAAUCAGUGCAGACCAAGUCUUCAGCAAUCAUCAUUAAUUUGUUUCUCUGCAUAUUGUGUAAUUAUGUAUUGCCUAAUCUAGCUCCCUAGUUCUUGUAAUUUUACUGUUACAUAUCUUAUUACUGCAUGGGAUUUUAAUCCCAUAAUAAAAUAAGUCAAUUAAGGAAA
Messenger RNA from Carica papaya (papaya), 3818 nucleotides. The record is from RefSeq and is a predicted model, not a curated record. Lineage: Eukaryota; Viridiplantae; Streptophyta; Magnoliopsida; Brassicales; Caricaceae.